This is a messenger RNA of Eriocheir sinensis (Chinese mitten crab), 1020 nucleotides long. RefSeq lists its product as uncharacterized. The transcript is spliced from 2 exons. The coding region runs from base 213 to 983 and encodes 256 amino acids. NCBI's taxonomy places the organism in Eukaryota, Metazoa, Arthropoda, Malacostraca, Decapoda, Varunidae. The record is from RefSeq and is a predicted model, not a curated record.
CCUCUGUAAAGGAUUAUCGCUGUCCUGCCUCUGUUUACUCUCCAAGUAAAGGACCUACAGUUAUUCAUCGUCUCUGUACCCUUCCCCACAACUGCAAGGAUCCAGAGGACGAUACAAGAAGACACAGAAGGCAGUGGAUCGAGUGGAAGUGACGGAGGAGACACAAGAUAUGAGGACGCCGCGACCCCGUGGAGUAAACUGUGGAGGAGAGGAUGAUCUCGGUGAUGAACGUGCGCGGGCAGGGGCAGGACGUGCGCUGGAAUGACAAGUACCGCUGCGUGCUGAGGCCAAGGGCAGGAGGUGACGAGGGCGGGGAAGGAGGCGUCGAGGACCAGGCAGGCCGUUUUGAUGAGCAGUCAGAGGCCAACAUCAAGUUCCUCCAGGAGAUUGGCGAGAUUUGCAAGGUUUGGGCCGGCAAGGAGAAGAAGAAGAGGGGGACAAAGAUCGGCAGGCUGCCGACACCCACCGCCUCGGCUCUGCACAUCACGUGCAAUGCCCUGCCCGCCUCCUGCAGGGACAUCAUCCUCCGCAAGAUCCCCGGGGUCGAGUAUGUGUGCAUGGGGAAGGCCAACUCUGACCCGACUGAGCACUCUUUCGGCAAGCGCCGCACCAUGUGCGGCGCCAACUACUGGACGAGCGUGCAGAACUUCAUGGUGAGCAACAGGUUGGCCCAGCGCCUGCAUUUGCUGAAGCUCGUCGGGUUCUUCCCCGGGGACGUGCAGGCCGACCUGGACCGGGCCAAGGCAGAGGAGAAGGAGGACGACGAGUUGAUCUUGGCCCAGCUUGCCAGGGAGCUGGCCGACGACCAGCCGGACCCGCCGACGGACGAGUUGCUCCUCGCCGCGGUCGGCAACUACGCCGGCUACCUGGCCAGGAAGGUCCAGGCCAACUCCUCUGUGGCCGAGUGCUGCAAGCAGGAGCUUGCCCAGCAGGAGGAGAUGAAGAUUACCGUGGAGCUCGAGAGGGCGACCCGCCCUCUGUGAUGUUCGACGCCCUGGUCGAGCUGGUCGACAGGGAGAG